AGGAUCGCUGUUGGGCUUUUUCACGUUGUCGAAUAUCAAUUUCGACGCCUUUGAUAGUAUAUACAGCUUUGACUGUAUCUUCGCCCCCUACAAAGCUACGGCGACCUCCGAGCCGCUGUCUGCGGGUGGAUAGCAGCAGAGGACGCGCAACUAGACGCCAUUGGUAUCCCGGGCCGACACGCUAUGGACGAGGACGGGGAGCCGGGUCCUCCGGCGCCGGAGCAGGAGGACGCGCCCAUGGAGGACGCUGAGGAGGACAGAGAGGAGGAGGACACGCCCGCCGGGCCCUCGGAGGUGUUCCUCCCCGGUCGGCAGCUCGAGGAGGACGAGGAGCUCGUGGUCGACGAGUCGGCCUACGUCAUGUUCCACCAGGCGCACACCGGGGACCCGUGUCUGAGUUUUGACGUGGUCCGCGACCGUCUGGGCGAUAACCGCACAGAGUACCCGCUGACCAUGUACAUGGUGGCCGGCACGCAGGCCGACAAGGCGCACAAAAACUCCGUCAUCGUCAUGAAGAUGUCCAAUAUCCAGCGGAACAAGAAGUCCAAGGAGAAGGAUUCGGAUGACGAGGAGAGUGACGAGAGCGACGAGGAGGAGGAGGAUCUGCCGGAUCUGGAGACGGCCACCAUGAAACACCACGGCUGCGUCAACCGGAUACGGGCCACCACCAUCCAGGACACUCCGCUCGCGGCUACCUGGUCAGAGACUGGCAGCGUGCACGUCUGGAGCCUGGCGCGACCGCUGGCCGCCGUCGACGACCCCAUGGUGGCCUCGGCCUACGCCCGGGACAGCGAGGACAAGAAGGCCAAGCCGCUGUUCACCUUCAAGGGACACCAGCAGGAGGGCUUCGCCAUGGACUGGUCGCCACUCAAAGCCGGCGUGCUGGCCACGGGCGACUGCGGCCGCCACAUCCACGUGUGGCAGCCGGCCGAGGGCGGCACGUGGCACGUGGACCAGCGACCCUACUCGGCGCACAAGGGCUCCGUGGAGGACAUCCAGUGGUCGCCCUCCGAGCCCACCGUCUUCGCGUCGUGCUCCGUCGAUAAAAGUAUUCGUAUCUGGGACAGCCGCGCGGCGCCGGCCAAGGCGUGCAUGCUGCAGGUGACGGACGCGCACGACAGCGACGUGAACGUGAUCAGUUGGAACCGGACCGACCCGUUCAUCGUCAGCGGCGGCGACGACGGCAAACUCUGUGUCUGGGACCUCCGGUCGCUGCAGUCUGGUAAGCCGGUGGCGCUGUUCAAGCACCACUCGGCUCCAGUGACCACGGUCGAGUGGCACCCGUCGGACAGCACAGUGUUUGCGUCCGGCGGCGCGGACGAUCAGGUGGUCCAGUGGGACCUGGCCGUGGAGCGGGACGAUGAGGCGGCCGCAGAGGGGGCCGCAGAGGGGGCAGAGGAGGAUCAAAAACUGAACGAGCUGCCGCCACAGCUGCUGUUCAUACACCAGGGUCAGGAGGACGUCAAGGAACUGCACUGGCACCCGCAGGCGACCGGCUGUCUGCUCUCCACAGCCCACAGCGGCUUCAACGUGUUCAGGACCAUCAGCGACGUGCGCGCCGUGCAGGCUCUGCUGGCGGCCGGCGCCGACCCGUCGCUGGCCCACCGACACCGCACGCCACUCUCCUGGGCGCUGCAGGCCGGCCGGGCGGAGAUCGUGGCCGCCCUGCUCUCCGCCGGCGCAGACGCCAACGGGCGCAGCAGUGACGCCCUCGAGCGGGUCGAGCCGCCGCUCAUUACCGCCAUCCGUCUGGGCCAGGAGGCGAGCUUCGCGGCGCUGCUGACCGCCGGUGCCGAGCUGGACGGCGAGGAUUUCUACGGCCACACGCCGCUGUGGACGGCCGUCUGGCACCGGCAGCUCAGCAUGGCCUUCCAGCUGGUGGCGGCCGGCGCGCCGGUGGCGGCCGACUCGUGGCAGCAGUGCCCGCUGUACCUCUCUGCGCGGCAGCCGUGCGCCGGCUGGCGGCGGCUCGCCCUGCUGGUCACCCUGCUCGGCGCCUCCGUCAGUCUGCGGGACGGCGAGCGGCGCUCGGCGCUCUGGUGGGCGUUUCACUGGGGCGACCAGCGGCUGGCGCGGGCGCUCCUAGCGCGCGGCGCCCGCCUGCCGGAGGGCUGUCCGCCCCUGGAGGAGGUUCCUGCGGAGUUCCUCAGGCAGAUCAGCGGGCCACGCUCGCCCCCACCGCUGCUGGAGCUCUGCCGGGCCCGGGUGCGCGCCCUGGUGGGAGUCACCGGGCGCCGGCUGCCCUGCCGGCUGUCUCGCCUGCCGCUGCCCGAUGUGCUGAUUGCCUAUCUGCAGAUGAAGGAGUUUAGUGAGGAGGCCACAGCGGCGGAGCGAAAUUACCAGAGAAGUGCAACGAAUCCACCUUUACCUGUCGCGUCGGAUAGGAUGUCAUUUAGUCAGGAUUCAUUAAAUUCACCGCCUCAGUCUGCUAGCGCCACUUCAAACGAACGUCAGGAUCAAAAUUUAUCCGGGUCGCCAUCCCAAUCACCCCUGGAAGAAUCGGCUGAAGCUUCCACCCCAGGAAACCCUGCGACGUCCAGCAAUGCUUCCCUCAACGCCAGCAGCAGGCAGAGCAUCGCGGCUCGAUCGUCACAAACUCUACAGAAAAGAUCAUCGCGAAUAUCACAGAAAAGCAGCACUGGAGUCGGACUGGCAAAGUCCUCAUCAAGAGGUCCCAUGUCAUCGUCAAGCUUAGCCAAAACUUCGUCCAGAGGGCCCACGUCCACAUCAAGUGUUGCAAGAAGUUCUCCAAGGGGAUCGACAUCCAGCCUGGCCAGAACUCCCUCGGGUCCCACAUCGACAUCGAGUAUGGCCAGGACGCAGUCUCGGGGCUCCAGUUCGGGUCUCGCCAGGGGCUCCUCCAAGGGCCCGAUGACGGUGACGAGUUCGUCCGCAGCGCGAACCGCAGCGGGCUCUCAGCACGCCGGCGAGUUGGACGACUUCGGCGCCGCCUCCGCCACAAACACCGCCUCAGGUAACGAAGCUUCCAGCGCUGAUGCCACCGAUGACGGAGGCUUUGGUGGGGCGGACAAUACCGACCCUGCUGACACCUCUGACGCCGGGAGGUCACCUGGCGAGCUGACCCCGGUCCCAAGCGACGGAGAGGGCAUCACCGCCUCCGCCACCGCCUCAGGUCAGCUGACUCCAGUCGCCAGCCAAUCAGGACCCGGGGCUGCGAGUGUCAGCCAAUCAGCGCUCGAGUCUGACGCCCUGCCAUCGCCUCGAGCCUCAGGUCAGCUCUCUCAAACGGGAUCCGUACUCGGUGCGUCCCCAUCACAAAAGAUAUCUCAGACAGGAUCAAAGACAAGCGCUCCGCUGUCACGGACGUCGAGAACGGGCUCGAUUGCCAACGUCACCCCUUCCCAGACGUCCAGAGCUGGAUCGAGAGUAGACGCCUCGCCGUCUCAGGCAUCGAGGACAGGAUCUAAAGUCGGUGUGUCAACUUCUCAGACAUCAAAGACCGGAUCAAGGGUGGGCGUAUCUUCAUCACAGCGGCUCGCCCAGACCGGCUCGCGCGUGGCAGCUUCUUCGUCUUCAGAGGCCGAGCCUCUGGACAACACUGGCUCCGUCGCCGGCAUGACGUCACAAUCCCGUGUGACGUCACGCGCCUCAAUGACGUCACGUUCCAGGGCAUCAAGGAGCGACCUCCCCGGCUCGCGAGCUUCUAUAGCAGCCAGUGGCACGGCAGUAGCUGAGUCAACUCCCGGUCUCACAGCGUCUGUUGCAGGCUUAGACUCGGGCGCAGGGAUGUCGGAGAGCGACCGCGCAGAGACGGAGGCCAGCGCAGUGAGCUCGCCACAUCCUUCACAGACUGGCGUCACGAUGUCUUCAGCUUCAGCAGAGCGAACCACGUCAGCGGAGGGAGCGGCGGCCUACGACAGCGGACUGGAACCGGCCAGCGACGAACAGGCGGCGUCGGAAAGUCAAAGUGGAGAGGUGGCACCGCGUGCCAGCGGGGUGACUAGUGGUGUAGCAAGUGGUGUAGCUAGUGGUGUAACCAGUGGUGUUACCAGUGGUGUAGCUAGUGGUGUAGCUAGCGGUGUAGCAAGCGGUGUAGCAAGUGGUGUAACUAGCGGUGUAACAAGUGGUGUAACUAGUGAUGCAGCAUCACCCUCCGGCAGCGGGCGAGCAUCCCCCGCCCGCAGUGGUCAGCUAUCCACUACUCCCAGCGGCCCAGCCUCUCUUUCCGGCAGUGUGGCAGCCCUGAGCGACGCCUCAGCGUGCCCGCCUGAGGAGCCGACUCUCAACGGCGAGACGGAGGCGUCCGCUCGCGCCAGCCGAGAGUCGGCAGUGAGCGCCAGUAGCGGGGACUUCCUCGGCGACUCGUCUGCCGUGCUGAGCGGGGCAGAGUCGACCCACGAGCGGCCGGCGGCGCCCGACAGCGGCCUGUGGCUGCAGAGCGAGACAGACGGAACGGGAGGUCAGGAGACCGAGGUGGAACGGGAGGAGACCGAGGUGGAACGGGAGGAGACCGAGGUGGAGCGGGAGGAGACGGAGCGAGAGGAGACCGAGGUGGAACGGGAGGAGACGGAGCGGGAGGAGGAAGAACCGCAGUCGGCGGUGGAGGAAAACCAACAUGAGGAAGACGAGAGGGAAGUGGAGGAGGAGGAACCAGCACAACAAUGGAGAAGAGAGGAAGAGGUGGAAAUGAGGCAUGACGAUGACGACAAGCAAUAUGAUGAAGAGGAAGACGAACGGCAAUGGCAGGAGGAAGAGAAGGUGACAUCCCGCCAGAGCGUCACCAUCCGGCGCUCCAGCGGCGGGGGUCGCCGCCGUUCCUCCGCGUCCUCCUCCUCGCGGCGCCUGUCCUCGUCCUCGUCCACAGGCCGGCGCCCGUCCUCCUUAGCGGCCGCGCACUCCUCGGCCAGUGUCUGGGACGAGGCCGAGAAGCUGUGGUCCUCGCCGCCCUCCAGCGGCCGAGUGCCGCCGCCUUGCGCCAAACCGCCCAAAAUCACCACCGUCGUGCGCCCCGGCUGCUCGACCUACCACGCCGCGUGUCGGCAGGAGACCUGGGAUCAGUUCGGGAAGCGUGGCGGCAAACGCCACUGCUGCGUGGACCCGCCGCUACAGCUGCGGGGGAAGCAGAUCCCCAUAGAGCACGCCAAGAAGGGCUGCAUCUGCGCGGCCAUCGAGAUGUACGCCACCCGUCCGCCGGUGAUCAAGCCACUGAUCGGUCCCACCGCGCAGAAAUACCCGCAGAGGAAACCCAAGGUGCAGAAGCCGGUAAGCGGCGGCGGCUGCGCUCCGCCGGCCACCCGAAACCGCAGGAAGCAGCCGCCGAAGAAGACAAAGAAGCUGAAGAAGCGGGAGCAGAAGUUGGAGGAGGAGCGGCAGCGACUGAUCCAGGAGAGCGAGCGGCUGGAGGAGGAGCGUCUGACGCUGGAGGAGGAGCGGGAGUGUCUGGAGCAGGAGCGGCGGCGGGUGGAGGCGCUGGCAAAGGAGAGCCACUCGGGCACGAUGGCCGUCUCGGAGCUUUCCGAGAGUGAGUUCCGCCGGCGCGAGGACGCUCGGCAGGCGGACGCCGAGCACAGCCGCAUGGCCAAGCAGAGUCAGAAGAUCACCGAGUCGUGGCAGCAGCUGCAGGAGCGCAUCUCUCGCCAGGAGAUGGAGGACCGACGGGUGGCCAGUCAGAUGGAAACCCUCCAGAAGGAGCGGCGGGAGUCACUGAGACGGGAGGAGGAGGAGCGGGAGCGACUAGAGAGGAUCGAGUCGCAGAUCGCCGAGGAAAAGAGAGCUGUCGAGGAGGACAGGAAGAGACUCGAGGAGGAGAUGAAGAGUAGAGAGAGUUUACGAGCUAUGGAACAAGAGGAGGAACAAACCGCCGGGGAGAGCGAAGGUCAGAGCGAGCCUGGCGAGGAGCACGACGACUUCUUCGCGGGAGAAACCGAGGAUGAGUUGGUGGUAACCGAUGGUGAAAACCACGAGCGAGGAGAGUCGACCGCCGCAGAGAGCGCUGACGAGAACCAGGAGGGUACAGAGAACGAAGAGCCGUCAGCAACCAUCGACGAAGAGGAUGAAUCAUUACCAGCAACUGAGGCUGAGGAUAAAUCAUUAGCAGCAACGGAAGGAGAGGGAGAAUCCCUGCUCACGACAGAAGGGGAGGAGCAAACGGAAGAAGAGGGACAGACGGAGGAAGAACAGCCUACUGACGGGGACGAGCCUUCUGAGUCUGCACCCGCAGCGGACAGCGCCGAGCCAGACGAAUUCGAGCCAACUCCUGCGGCAACUGACGCCGAGGAGGACGCCAUUCCUCCAUCAGAGGCCGAGGCUGACGCCGACGGACCGACUGAGACCGAGGACGAGACGCUGCCGCCCACAGAGACCGAAGACGAGCCUCAGCCAUCUGAUGCAGAGGCAACGGCCGGCAGUCGCACAACGCUGACCGGUGACGAAGAACAGCCACCAGUAGAUGAACCAGAGCCAGCAGAACCGACAGAUGAGCCCACAGAGGAGCCCGCAGAGGCCAGCGGCCAGGGUACGCCUCGUGCCGGCUCGGCGGGCAGCGCGGAUGGUGAGGGCAGCACCUCUCCGCCGGCUGAGGCCACAGAUGUUGAACCCGAAGAGACUCCAGCGGCCACAGACGGGGAGGAGACGACAGACGCCGGUGCUGGAGAGGACGCCGCCCCGUCUGAUACCGCUGCCGACGCAGAGGAAGCAAACGCUGCAGCGGAAAGCUCACACGCACCAGAGGAGGGCGGCGCGUUGGCCUCUGCACCCGAAUCCACCCACCAACCCACGGAGUCCACAGAGGGUCCCGGAGCAGCCAGCGAGUCCCAGAUGAGCCCACACGGAUCUCAGGUCGAGACCACGGCGUCUAUUGAUAAGGACGAACUGGAUGUGGGCUGGACGGCGCCCACGGCGGGCGCCAGUUACGCGCGGGGAAGUGAUGCCCAGCUCUCCAUAGUGGCCGAGUCCUCACUGGAAGAUACCGGGGUAGGCAUUGGAGGAGCAGACGCGUCCGUGGAUAAACUGGAAACGGUUCACGAAGGAGAGAAAACGGGAGAAGAAGACAACACGGAAGGAGAGAGAACUGAAGACGAGAGAACAGAGGAGGUGGAAAAGACAGACGGAGAGGACGGAGGAGGAGGAGGAACAGAGACAGAGGAAGAGGCUGGAAACACAUCGGAGGUGGAACAACAAGAGGCUCCUGGUGGGGAGACAUCAGAGCUGGACGGAGACGCAACGGUAGGCGAGACGACAGCGGAGACAGUCGCGCCUGAAGCUGAAAUAGGUGAACAGGAGACAACGGAGGAGACACAAGACACACAAGAGACAACGGAAGAGUUACAAGAGACAGCAGAGGAGGCGCAGGAGACGAUAGAGGAGACACAAGUGACAACAGAGACAACGGAAGAGGCACAGGAGACAGCAGAUCACGACGGAGAGGCGGAGGCGGUGGCUGGAGGCGCCGACGGAGGCGAAUCGGAGACGGUGCUGGCAGUUCAUGAGCCCGCGGACGAGACUGGGGGAGACGCACCAGAAACCGAGGGAGACGCCCCUGGCACUGAAGGAGACGUCACUGAGACAGAGGGGGACGCGCCGGAGACCGAGGGAGACGCUCCGGAGACCGAGGGGGAGGUCUCCGCCCCCACUGGGGAAGAUCCUGGAACCGAGGACGACUUCUUCUAAGCAGCACGAUUUUAACGGUUCAACACUGCCAUAUUGGUUAAUUUGUAAAUCGGCGCGAUCGGGAAAAUACUGUAAGAGAAUGCUUUCAAUAUACACUGGAUACAAAAACAAUA
This is a messenger RNA of Amphibalanus amphitrite, 7742 nucleotides long. RefSeq lists its product as uncharacterized. The transcript is spliced from 13 exons. Lineage: Eukaryota; Metazoa; Arthropoda; Thecostraca; Balanomorpha; Balanidae. Gene Ontology annotation, molecular function: protein binding. The record is from RefSeq and is a predicted model, not a curated record. Bases 184 to 7629 code for a protein of 2481 amino acids.